AUGUACGCAACUCGAAUGUUCAAGCUGCUCCUAGUAGCAUUGGGGUUCCUCGCCGUGGCCCAAGCCAACUCCCGUCACGCUGUCCGCUACGACAUGUACGGUCUACAACAGCGCCAGGACGACGGCGACAACACAGACGACGACACUUCUCUUCCCACACCCGGCAGCGGCGGCGACAGCUCAAAUGAUGGCGGCGACAGCACUCCCACUAGCUCACCUGCUGCAGACACCACCACCAGUGAAGAAACCCCUGAACCUACAACCACGACAACAAGAGAAGACCCUACCACAACUUCAGAGGAUGUAGCCACGACGACGACCACCACCCAGGAGGACACGUCCGAGGAAACCACCUCAUCUCAGGACGACCCUACGUCCGAGGCCCAAACCACCACAACCUCGGAGGAGGAAGAGGCCCCUUCCUCUACCACCACCAAUAACGCGGAGCCUACCUCUACUGCGGAGAGCACCAAAGAUGAUGGGAAGGACGAGGCCACCACCACCCAAGAACCCGUCAUCUCCACUGCCAUCGAGACCGUGACCCGCACCAACUCCGACGGCUCCAAGGAGACCCUGACGUCCUCCACCAUCACAACCAGCACGCCCGACCCGCACAGCGGAGACGACCAGAGCACUGGCGGCGGCAUGUCCACCAACACCCGCAACAUUGUCAUUGGUGUCGUCGUCGGCGUCGGCGGCGCCAUCCUCCUGGGCGCUCUGGGCGUCGUCGCAUGGCGCAUCCGUGCCCGCAAGAGGGCGGCCGAGGAAGACGCCGGCCUCAUGGGCGAGUACAACGGCGGCUACACCCAGGUCGACAAGGGUGAGCCGCCCAGCACCUCGGGCGGUCACACGGCGUCGGGUACCAUGACCAGCACGGGGCAGAGUCCGUUUCAGAGUACGCUCGAGGGGUAUCACGCGCCCACGCAGCCGGUGAACGCGUCGUCCAACUUUUAA
Messenger RNA from Emericellopsis cladophorae, 954 nucleotides. RefSeq lists its product as uncharacterized. The coding region runs from base 1 to 954 and encodes 317 amino acids. The record is from RefSeq and is a predicted model, not a curated record. The transcript has a single exon. NCBI's taxonomy places the organism in Eukaryota, Fungi, Ascomycota, Sordariomycetes, Hypocreales, Bionectriaceae.